Podarcis muralis (Common wall lizard) is the source of this 6969-nucleotide messenger RNA. Lineage: Eukaryota; Metazoa; Chordata; Lepidosauria; Squamata; Lacertidae. The record is from RefSeq and is a predicted model, not a curated record.
UACGGGAGGCAACAGCGCCUCCUUAAGCGGCUGCGGGUCCCGCUCGGGCGGUGGUGGAGGCGGCGGCGCGUGCGGCUGGGGGAAGGGGAGGGAGGAGCUCGCGCUGCCCGGACCAGCCCGCGCGCCGCCGCUUCCAGCAGCAGCAGCGCCUGCCGGGCGGAGGGUCUAGUUGGCGCCGCGCGGGCAAGAGCUGAGGCCAAGGCGGAGCGGCGCACGGGGGCAGCGAAGCCCCGGGGGAGGCGGCAACACCAUGGCCGGGCCCCCGCCGCCGCCCCCGGGCCAGGAGGCGCCGCGCUACCAGGAGUGGAUCUUGGACACCAUCGACUCGCUGCGCUCGCGCAAGGCGCGCCCGGACCUGGAGCGCAUCUGCCGCAUGGUGCGCCGGCGGCACGGCCCGGAGCCGGAGCGCACCCGCGCCGAGCUGGAGAAGCUCAUCCAGCAGCGCGCCGUGCUCCGCGUCAGCUACAAGGGAAGCAUCUCGUACCGCAACGCUGCGCGGGUCCAGCCGCCUCGGCGAGGCGGAACGCCCGCCGCCAGCCCCGCGGCCCCGCAGCGGCCGGCCCGCACUUCCCCGCCCAGCGCUCCCGCCGCCGCCGCCACCGCGACGCCCCGGUCCUCCCAGCGUGCAGCGCCCCGCGCGGAGCCAGCCGCGCCGCCGCCGCCACCUCCGCCGCCGCCGCCACCGCCGCAGCCGCCGCCUCCUCGUCGGACCGGCCGGGAGCGACCGCCGCCGCCUGCCCCCGCCCCGGAGGAGCCCUCCCCCGUCAGCCUGCGAGAGAUUGUGCGCUACUUGGGCGGCGACGGCGCCGCGCCGGGGGGCGGCCGAGUGACUCGAGGCCGAGCGCAGGGGCUGCUCCAAGAGGAGCGGCUGGAGAGGACCCGCUUGGGUGGCGGCGGGGGCGGGGGCGGCAGCGGCAACAGCGUCGCCUUGCCCAGGGCGGAGAGAGGCGCGCAGGCCCGGGCGCCCAGCGCCAGGGCUUACAGGAACAAGGUGAGGGGCUGCCGCGGCGCGCGCGGGGGGGAGAGGGGUGGGGGCGGGGCGGCGGGGGCGCACGGGCUGAGGGGAACAGGUGAGCUUCCCCAGGACGGAAACGGACCUAGCGGAGGAGUGCGCGCGCAGGGGGUGCCCGAACACUGGGCGCGCGGGGGGGGGGAGCGGAGGGGCGGGCGCCGGAGAGGAGCCGCUUUCGGGGAGGGCAGACGGCGCCCAGCCCCCCGAAUGUUGUCAGCGGGCGCUCGCGCAGGUGUGCGUGUGUCUGGGAGGAAGAGUUAUGGGCAGCGCCCAAUCAAAUCGCUUUGGCACGGGAGGGGGCGCCACGAUUGGUGCCUGGGCUUCGACGGGGCGACAUUCUCCCGUGCAGUUCCGAAGUAUUGUGGGAAGGUGAGCGGAAAGGCCGCCGCUGGAUGGCACAACUCCGCCUGGUCCGCGGGGAACUUGCGGGGCCGAGUUGGGGAGCGGAAGGCAGGCGAGGAGGUCAAAGGUGAAGAAGAAGAAGAGGAGGAAGAAGAAGAGGAUGAAGCCUCCACCAUGUCUGAAGGUUCAGAGGUGGCACAAGAUUAUGAGGCCAGCAACUACAGCAGACCUGGGAUGGGCCAGGUGAACGGGGACUGUAAGGACAGCAAGCAUGGUGGGAAAGAGAUCCCACCCAGCAGUGCCCUCACCAGAGACCUGCGCUCCCUCGAGGAGCAGCCCUUGAACAAAGGAUCAGAGCGUCCCCACCAUGAAGGAAAUGAGCAAUGUCAUACAAAGGCCUCUUGGCCUGGAGAAAGUGCCUGUCACCAUCUGGGGGGCAGCAAGAAAGAUGGCAGCGCCUAUCAGCAGCCAGACAGAGCAGUGUCACCAGCUGUUGCAGGUACUGAGCCCUCUGUGCCCUCAUCCCCUGGGAGACCUGGCAUCCAGGCAGAUGGGAGACCCUUCAGCUGCACCUCAGUGAAGGAGAAGCCUUCUGACCCAGUGGAAUGGACUGUGAGUGAUGUUGUGGAUUAUUUCACAGAAGCUGGUUUUGCUGAGCAAGCAUCUGCCUUUCAAGAACAGGAGAUCGAUGGGAAGUCUCUUCUGCUGAUGCAGCGCACCGAUGUCCUGACCGGCCUCUCCAUCCGCCUGGGGCCUGCUCUCAAGAUCUACGAGUACCACAUCAAGGUGCUGCAGCAGUGCCACUUUGAGGAGGACGAGGGCGACUCCUUCAUGGGCUGAGGAGGACGGGCGCAGCUCGCGAAGGGUGUGGAGAGCUUGGGUGGGGAGAAGUGAACGGGGACUCUGCCAACCGCUACUGUCUCAAGUCAUUUCAGCCUUUCUCUGCCUCCAUGAAAACAAAGAGAAGCAGCUGUGUGGGAAGGGGAAGAAGGACUUUGGCCAGAUUUUUGUGAAAAUGGUGGGGAGGACAGAAAUGAUGAUCCAGGCUUUGCGGCUUCUCUACCCUGAUUGUCCAGAGAUAGGAAAGACAGGGAGGGAGGGCUGCAAAAAAAAAAAUCCCACCCUUCUCCCAACCUGUCUGUGUUACUUACCCCAGCAUUUUACUUACCAUAGUGCAUUGUCUGUUCUUGGGAAAGGGUGGAAAGAUGUGGUUUUUGUCCCUCUUUCCAGCCGCAGUUUAACUGAGAUAAUUUGUGCUUCAGCAUCCCUUUCCCCUUCCCCUUCCCCUUUACCACCACAACAACAGCAACCACAGUAGCACUUGAUGGUCCUACCUGCUCCCCCUCCCUUUGUUGCUGUUCUCAAGAAGACAAAGAUAGAGCCUGCUGAAGGUGUCAGGAGGUUUUAAUCAAAUAUCUUAUUAUUCUCUUUUCUGUUUGGGUAGGCUUUUCUUCCAGUUUUCAUGGUCGUUGCCCAGAGUCAACUGCUUUUUAUUAUUUCUUUCUUCCCAUUUUUUUAAAAAAAUAUAAAUAUUUAAACUGGAAAAAAACCCAAUUGGUUUAGUAUUCCCAGACUUGUUAGCCUUCUGGAAGGGGUAUUGGAUCACCUAAAAUGAACAUGUGUCUAAAGGACAAAAGUAUGUGUAAAAAGAGGUGGAAGUCCUAAGUUCUGCUCUCUUUUUCUCUCCGUUUUUAUUUGAGGGUGGUGAUGUCACCUAGUGGUGUUGCUAAUCAGUUUAUGGGAUGUAUUCUGACUAGUCCAGGGAUGGGAGCAGAACUCUGGAGUUCUGGCUCAAUUUUCAAUGCUAUAAUCAACUGGGGUAAAAAGUGUGGUAACAUUUGCACCAUCACCAGGAGGUCUAAAAUGAAACACUUAGGGUUUAGGGAAGGUCUCUUUGCAGUGGCAGAAGCAGAUGACUCGUUGUCUGUGUAUAUUCACAACCAGGUGGCUUAGCUGGUGCUUCUAUAGCAGAUAAUAUAAGUGGAGCAAACACUUCGGAGACUGAAAAGGAAAGCAAGGAAAGGAAAUGGUCCAUAGCCCUGUUCUCAGUUACAAAAAAUGGGGUGGUGGUUUUUGUUGCCUUAAGAAAGGAUCUCCUCUUGUUAAAGCAGGCCAAGCCCACAAAGGUAGACUGUAACGGCAAGAGGAGGUGGUAAAAAAGACUAUAGUGUAAUUGGCUCUUUGUGCACAUCAAAUGGAGAGGAUCUAGCUAUGGCACACAACACAAAAUCUGAGCUUUCUUGGUGAUUUUUCAGGGCACACCUCUUGAGUACCCCAGUUGCUUAGCAAGUAUCUGUUUCACAAAACAGUUUGAAACUCGUUUCACUGUCACGGCUUUCUGUAAAGAACUGUAGGAAUGGAAACCUUUUGGUGAGGCUGCUGAGAACUCUUUUGUAGUACUGUAUCUUAGACCCUUUUACAGAACGACACUUCCUAGAAUUUGUUGUUUUAGAGCCGUGGCAGAUGAGGGUUGAAACUGGUUUAAAUUUGGAAUGUAGACAGGCCCUUAGUACAGUUUGAGGAUCAGUGGAUAGACAGUAGCUACCCUGUUUAGUUGUGACUCAGAAACAGAGAAGCGUACGUAGCUCGAGACACAACCCAACAUGCAUGCCUAGAGGAAUGCACAGCUAGACAGGAGCACACUGAAUUUAUGUUCUCAAAAUUUUAUUUGGAACCAUGAGGGCUAGAAACCUAUUGUUUGAACUUUGAAAGCAGAGGUUCUCAAUGUUGUAGCACAAAAGUGCCUCAGGGGCUUACAUACCGGCUGCAUGUUGCCCCCUAUUGCACUAGACCCUACUAUUUUGUCCAGAGCUGGGAAUAAAAAAACAACAAGAUUUUUGGGUUCUAAUAUGUAUUCUGUUUAUUGGCCACCAGUUGUCAAAAGAGCUGCCAUAGGAGGUGAAAUGCUUUAGGAACCGAUUUAGAUGACUCAACAGUGGGAGUGAUUUUUCCAACUCUUCAUGCUGUCCUUUUGGGAACAGAGUAGGGCGCAUAGAAUUGGGCUGCCCAUUUACUUCAUUGUUAUUGACACUGGCCAGGGUGGAAAGAAGAGAGGACAUUAAUAAUCCACAGUGGAAAGGUGUAGAUUGGAAUGGACAAAGCCAAGCAAGGCUGUUCCAGCGCAGUGUUCUGAAAAUUCCUCUGUGAGGCUUGGAUGGGACAAGGUUGUGUUGCCUGUCAGUGCAGAGGGUAGUUCAAGUAAGAGACAAGACGGAAUGGGGCUUCAGGAUCCUAACUUCCUAGAUAUACUGUAGUACAGUUUAAGGGCUGGUAUACAUGACCUUGUGCUGAUGAAAACACAGAUAAGGUGUUGGCUGGUUGUGUGGUUUUUUAGAAAACAGAUUUGUGCUUUGGGAUCUAGGCUUGAGCUGGUUGGCAAUGGGCCCAGGUUGUAACAUACAGGUUUUGGAAAUUUGUGCAGGGGGAAUGGCCUUGGCUAAGGCUGUGCUGAGGUGUGAACCGGGCUUGUGUUCCCUAAUUCAACAUCUACAAAAUCCAAAGGCGAAGUUUCCUUAGUAAAGGUGGACACAACAUAUGGCACAGUCUUUUAUGUUGAUCUAGGCUAAUCUAGCGACCGGAAGUUAAACACUUAAAGGCUAGGAAUUAAUUUGGACCAUUCUAAUGAGGAGAAAUAGUAUUUUAAUACUACAGCUGGUCAAAUAAGUGCUCCAUCACUUUGGGUGACUCAGUUCCAACGAAGUUUCAUCUCAACCUUUAUUUGAAAUCUAGUUUGGAUGUGAAGCUGAAACCGGAGGUUUGGGAUGGACUGGGCUGGGGAAUCACGUGCACCCACUUCAGUGUGAGACCUCGCACCUGGCGCCCUCUACCUCAGAGCUUUCCAAACUUUUCAUGUUGGCGACACACUUUUUAGACAUGCAUCAUUUUGUGACACAGUAAUUCAGUUUUGCUAGCAAACCGGAGGUUAAACUAACCCCUUUCCAGCACCAGGAAGAGAGCGGGGAACAUUUGCACGACACACUAACACACUAAAGUGUCGCUACACAGAGUUUGGAAAGCUCUGCUCUACCUGAAUUGAAUACAUAAGAGUUACUUAACCUAGUCAGAGACUGAAUCACAGACAUUUCCCUAAACUUGCUUAAAAUCCUUAUUUCAAUCAUGGUGCAGGGGUGGUCUAGCACCCAAUGUUGCUGCAGAAGCAAUAUGUCACAGGUGGUGAAAAGCGAAUGGGGGUGCAGGGAGUGGGAAAUAUUCUAGGGCCAUUUAACCAACUAGCCUCUGGCAAAGUAGUCAUUCCUCAAACUGCUGAUCAGUGAUGCCUUGGGUGUAUGGUUGAAAUAUCAAGGAAAUGCUUGAUAUUUCAUGGGCUUCUCCUUGGAAAUGGUGAUGCAAUCUAAGCCCACAUACCCACCUGAAAGAAGUGGACGGAGAAUAAUUAAGAAAAUACAUGCUUCUAACGGACUUUGCAGCUUUCCUAUUAAUUCUUCAGAUUUCCCUCUGAAUAAGUGAUUGCAACUAGCAUUUGCUGAUGAACAUGGGAUGGAACUGUCCAACUUUGGGACUACAAGUGGUUGAGCUAUAAGUACGUAUGCCUCUGGAUGUCCCCUGUUCUGUUUCCAAAUGUGCUGCCUUGACUUAAAAUGGAUGGAGGACCCGUGGCCCUCCAGAAGUUGGACUUCCAGCCAGCAUGGCCAGGAAUGAUGGAAGCCGUAAUUCAGCACCAGCAUCUUAGGCCCUACAGAUGCUCUUACACUCUGAGGAUCCUUAGGCUGUAGUUCUAUACCUGCUUACCGUGGGAUAAGCUCAGUCGAAGUGAGUAGAACCUACAGCUGAGUACAAGAUUGUUAGCUACUUUCAGCACUAUGUGGCAUUUAAAUUGAGAUUAACCCAAAAGCAGCUGGGUUGUCAACGAUGAACAUCCCUACAGAACAAAUUCAUUCAGGACUGGCAUACUAGAGGUAUCAAUGUUUGUGGUGCUUACAACCAGAAGUUGAUCUUUUAAAACAAUGUGCUGCUCCUGUUUAGCUAUGAGUAUUUAACCUCUAAUGGUGGGACCCAAUGCAUUGUCCUGCAGCAUACACACACAAAAAGGCAAUCAAAGCAAUUAAGCAUCUGAAAUACUUUGAGGAAAGGCCAAAAUACUUGAAGCUUUAUAAUUAAAUGGAAGAGGGGAGGUAUGAAUUGUGUGUGUUGUGGCAAGUCCAUCUCUUCCCUACAUACAGGCUAUGCUUCCACCUCUGCCAAACAGACCAAGGACAGAUUUUUUAAAAAAACUAUGCUUUGUCAGAUAGUUGAUGGAAGGCUGCUGUACGACGUGAUGGCCACUGGCUCCAGUGCAGGGUCUAGCACUAACUGUUUGCCAUGAUAAACCAAAUGGACACACCUGAUUCAGAGGCAGUCUACCUCGGACAGCCAGCUGGCAGACUAGCCACUCUCAAAAACAGUAUACUGAAAUGGAUGAACUCUGUCUGAGGCCAUGGAAGUCUUUAUGUUCCUCAUUCUGACUUCAAUGUACCUUUGGGAGUAGAUAAUAAAUUAGGAUUGAUUCCCCCCCUCCCCCAAGAAGAUUUACAAUGAAAGCAACAGCUCUGUGGCUGAUAACUGUGUGUAAGGGAAGAUUCUGCUUCAGUAAAAAAUAGUAAAGGACUUUGAAUUCC